AUGACAAACUUUGAGGUUGCAAAGGUAUUCACUGAAAUCAACCUACAUAAGCCGAUCGCUGAAAUUGUUUGUGCUAAAUUUGAAUCAGGAGAAACUGCCAGAGUGGAAGUCUAUUGUCCCCAAUUGCCACCUAUUUAUAAGAUGUGCAAUGAAACUAUAUUGUCCCACACCGUCAAAAGAUGUCCGAAGGCUCCUCCUCUUUGCCAACACUGCAAGAAUGCGUACCAUGAUCAGGAGCUCUAUCCGAUGAAAAUUAUGCUAAAGCAGAAAGUAAAGGACCCUGAGGAUAAGGGAAUGCUCCUAAAGGGUAAAGAGGUUGGAAAACAGAACAACAGUGGGAAUGAAAUCUCAAAGCCUCAUGAUAAACCGGUACUAGAUUCAACAAAGGUGAUCGAACCUCCAAAGGAGAAGGAAGAAGGAGAGUUCACAAUUAUUGUUUCUAAGAAAAAAAAGAAAUCGAAGCAGACAAAGGGCUCUUCUACUGAUGAUUCUUUGUCAGUGGAAGGGCUUACCCUUCACGGUAAAUAA
Molecule: messenger RNA, 528 nt
Organism: Arabis nemorensis
Lineage: Eukaryota; Viridiplantae; Streptophyta; Magnoliopsida; Brassicales; Brassicaceae
Source: the annotation of a GenBank genome assembly